CUCAACUCAUCUCUGUGAAUAGUUACAAUAUAUUUGUAUUAUAUACUUUUGAAGCUGCUCAUGAUGAUAGAAGUACUUUUCGGUGUCGUAUGAUUUGAUACUUUGUGGAAAUUUUCUGGAAAUACGUUUUUAAAAUUAGUUAUGUUGAAAAAGACACUGUUUUAUCAACAUUUUCCUAUCUUUUUAAAUGUAUGCCGGCAAGGUCGUCAUGUAGGAUGUAAUUUUUCAAGUAAAAUAUCUGGUGAUGGUGAAAGUAAUGACAUUGAAAAUGAAUCAGAGGUUUCAAAGCUUCUUAAUGAUGCUGCUACUUUCGAUGCUGGAAUUCAAGAUUGGUCCACCCUUCCAUAUCCUAAACAUGCUUCAAAACAACUACAAGGAUCACAUGCAGUACGCGUUGGUAAAAAUCCUGCAGAAACCUCACUCGUAUUGUUUCCUGGUCAAGGAACGUUAUUGGUUGGCAUGGUAAAAGAAUAUCUACGUUUUCCUGGUGCCAAGGAUCUUUUUCAAGUGGUCAAUGAAUCAUUGGGAUAUGAUUUAUUGAAAUUAUGUUUGUUAGGACCACAGGAAAAAUUAAAUCGUACUGAGUAUAACCAGCCAGCUACUGUUGCGGUAUCAUUAGCAGCAAUGGAAAAGAUUCGAGAGGAACGACCUCAAGUAUUGGAAACCUGUGUGGGUGUUGCAGGCUAUAGUGUUGGAGAGUUGACUGCUUUAAUUUUUGCUGGAGCAAUGAGUCUAGAACAGGGUAUUAGACUUGCCGGUAUAAGAGGAACAGCAAUGCAAAAUGCAGCUGCAAGGAUUCCGCAGGGAAUGAUGUCUGUAAUUUGUUCUUCAAAUGCAAAUAUUUCUGACAUUUGUAAGAAGGCACAAAGUUGGGCUCUGGAUUCAGGAGCUAAUAAUCCACUGUUGCUGGAUGAAGUCGUUAGCGCUUGUAAAACAACAAUGUAUUCUUGGGUACUAAAAGGAUUCAACUAUAUUUAAGAUAUAUAUUUAAAAAAUGUUUCGUAUUGCAUUUUAAUUAUUUCUCUUAUACCUGCAUAAAAUAUUGAUAACCAGUUCUCAUGAAUAAUUGUGAUUAAAAUGCUUACAAACACUACUUGUUUUAAGAAAUUACAUUUGUGUUAAACAUUUGAAUAUCAAUAACCAAAUUAUCAUUAGUUGUUAAAAUAUUAUUUGGAAAUUAUGUGUAUGCGUAUGGUUAGUGUGAUAAAUUUUAACAGUGUGCAUUGUUUUACAUAUUGUAUAAGCAUGGUGUCCAUUUUAUCACAUUGCCUGUAAUAUGUGUCCGUUUCGUAGUACUAGUAUUUUAAUGAAGAAAUUAAUUAUUACGCUGGUAAAUUCAUUUAAUCAUUAACAGAACACAAUUUUAUUUAUGCAACAGUAAGUUUCACUAGUCCACAUAAAAUGAUGAAAUAAAAUAGCUUGUACAUUUUCGUACGUUCUAUAAUUGUCCUUUUGAUUCCUUAAAUUAUAAAGUUGAAUGUUAAUUUGUAUCAGUUAUUAAUUUCAUAAGCCUUAUAUUUGGUAAGUGAUCAGUACUUAUUUGAUACCUUUUGUAAACAUGCAGAUUAUUCUAUACUGAUUUUUAUUCACAUAUUGACAAUGUGAUAUGUGUGAAGACACUUGCAAAUAUUUAUUGUUUGACUAUUCUACAAUUAUUGUCACGGAUAAUAUGUUUAUAUCAACUUCAUUGUGAAUCAUCUUUAUUGCUAAUAUUAGAUGUAAAUUUAAUGUAAUGUAAGAAAUUAGGCAUGCAUUUAAAAAAAAACUGCAGUAAACAAAUAAUAUUAUAUUCUGUUCUUCAUAAAUAUACAACCCAGUUUUGUUUCCCUUUAUAUAAAAUACGCAUUGGAAAAAAAUGCGUUGUUAUUUUUGAAAUAUUAAGUAAUAAUAUUUGUUAACCUAUAAACAAUUCAAUAAUU
Orussus abietinus is the source of this 1919-nucleotide messenger RNA. RefSeq names its product probable malonyl-CoA-acyl carrier protein transacylase, mitochondrial (gene beg). The transcript is spliced from 2 exons. The coding region runs from base 142 to 978 and encodes 278 amino acids. The record is from RefSeq and is a predicted model, not a curated record. Gene Ontology annotation, molecular function: transferase activity. NCBI's taxonomy places the organism in Eukaryota, Metazoa, Arthropoda, Insecta, Hymenoptera, Orussidae.